Molecule: messenger RNA, 183 nt
Organism: Strongylus vulgaris
Lineage: Eukaryota; Metazoa; Nematoda; Chromadorea; Rhabditida; Strongylidae
Source: the annotation of a GenBank genome assembly
UUGUCUACAACAAUUCAGGUAAACACACUUCUCUUAAUCGGUAUCAACUUAAUCGAAUGUAGUAAGGAGCCGCCUCCGCAGCAGGGUAAGCGUGAAAGGCCUAAACCACGUCCAUUACCUCCUCCACCACCAAAUAUUGAAUUGGCAGGAAGCGGGACGAAGGAUGAUCACACAUUGAAGUAA